CGAGAUGAAGACAUAGGUCCUCGCAUCUCUCCCAUCUCCAUCUUCAACCCUCGAAAACCCUAACCCUAAUCCUUCGUCGCCGUCGACGUCGUCGUCGCUGCUGCCGCCGCGAUGAUGACCGACGAUCCGUUCAUCUCCCGGCCCCAUCCUCGCGCCUUCAUCUCCACCUCCGCCAGCGCCCCCUCCUUUCCCACCUUUUCCUCCCCUUCCCACUCUCCUUCCCAAAACCCUAGCCCUAACCCUAGCUCGCGCCACUCCUCCGGCGGCCGUCUCCACCAUCAGUCCGCCGCCUCCGGCUUCACACACAACGCCCGCAUCGCCAUCGCCCUCGCUCCAUCAGCUGCAUUCCUCCUCUCCCUUGGCGGCACUCCUUCUCUUCUCGUCCUUUCCGCCGGCCUUCUCAUCUCCUACCUCCUUGACUCUCUCCGCCUCCCCACGGGUUCCUUCCUCACUCUCUGGCUCUCUCUGUCCACCUCCCUUAUCGCCCUCGUCUUCUCCUCCCCGCUUCCCCACUCCUCCGUUCCUCUCUCCAUCCUCGCCAUCCUCUUCUCCUCUCUGACAACCUUCUUCAUCGGCGUCUGGGCUUCUCUGCAGUUUAAAUGGCUUCACAUUGAGAAUCCAUCCAUCGUCCUCGCCCUCGAGCGCCUCCUCUUUGCCUGCCUUCCCAUCGCCUCCCCCGUUCUCUUCACCUGGGCCGUUGUCUCCGCCCUCGGGUUCUCCUCCGCUGCUUUCUUCUUCGCCGCCGUUUCCUGCAUCUUCUACUGGCUUUACGCCCUCCCCCGCCCGUCCUCCUUCAAGUCCAGUGACUCCCAGAUCCUCGGCCCAUUCGAGGGAUGCAUCCAUACCCUGUACCUUCUCUUCGCUCCUGUCCUUUUCCGGAUCGGAUCCCACCACUCCACCGUCUUCUCCUCCUUCUCCUCCUUCUGCGACAUCCUUCUCCUCUUCUUUGUCCCCUUCUUAUUCCAGCUCUAUGCAUCUACGAGGGGUGCGUUGUGGUGGGUCACGAGGGAUAAUUACCAGAUGCAUCGGAUUAGAGUUGUGAAUGGAGCGGUUGCGAUGGUGGUGGUUGUGAUUGCUUUGGAGGUUCGGGUGGUUUUUCAUUCGUUUGGGAGAUACUUGCAUGCCCCGCCUCCGCUGAAUUAUCUGCUUGUGACUGUCACAAUGCUCGGAGGUGCGUCUGCUGUUGGAGCUUAUGCUGUUGGUUUGAUCGAGGAUGCCUUCACUUCUGCAGCUUUCACGGCUUUGUCUGUUUUAGUUAGUGCUGCUGGUGCCAUUGUGAUUGGUUUCCCGAUUGUGUUUAUUCCUCUUCCUAUGAUAUCUGGUUUCUAUCUCGCUCGGUUCUUCACUAAGAAAAGUUUGUCAUCAUACUUCGGCUUUGUCGUGUUGGCUACCUUGAUGGUGCUAUGGUUUGUUGUGCAUAAUUACUGGGAUCUCAAUAUCUGGAUGGCUGGUAUGCCAUUGAAAUCCUUCUGCAAGUUGAUAGUUGGAAGCGUACUCUUGGCAUUGGCUAUUCCUGGUCUGGCACUUCUUCCACCCAAACUACGCUUCUUGACUGAACUUGGUCUUAUCAGUCAUACCUUGCUGCUAUGCUACAUAGAGGACCGCUUCUUCAACUAUACCACUAUAUACUAUUUUGGAUUUGAUGGUGAUGUGAUGUAUCCAAGUUACAUGGUUUUGUUGACGACCUUUUUGGGCCUGGCUCUGGUUAGGAGAUUAUCUGUGGAUCAUCGAAUUGGUCCCAAAGCUGUCUGGCUUUUGACUUGUCUAUAUUCUUCAAAGCUUGCAAUGCUGUUCUUGUCAUCAAAAUCUGUGGUUUGGGUUUCCGCGGUUCUUCUGUUGGCUAUAUCUCCUCCAUUGCUUCUUUACAAGGACAAAUUCAAAGGAGCCUCCAGAAUGAAACCUUGGCAAGGUUAUGCUCAUGCAUCUGUUGUAGCUAUCUCUGCGUGGUUAUGCAGGGAAACAAUCUUUGAAGCUCUACAGUGGUGGAAUGGAAGGCCUCCAUCAGAUGGUUUGCUACUGGGUUCCUAUAUUCUUUUGUCAGGCAUAGCUUGCAUUCCAAUAGUGGCCCUUCACUUUCCCCAUGUCCAGUCUGCAAAAAGAUUCCUUGUACUCGUGGCUGCAGCAGGUCUGCUGUUUAUUUUUAUGCAGCCUCCAGUUCCUCUAUCAUGGGCAUACCGGUCAGACUUGAUCAGAGCAGCUCAUCAGUCAUCUGAUGAUAUUUCAAUAUAUGGUUUUGUGGCUGCCAAACCUACAUGGCCUUCAUGGUUGCUCAUAGCAACUGUCUUGCUUUCAUUAGCAGCAAUCACCUCUGCCAUUCCCAUCAAGUACAUGGUUGAGUUGAGGGCUUUCUAUGCAGUUGGAGUUGGAUUGACAUUGGGCAUCUAUAUUGCUGCAGAAUAUUUCUUUCAGUCCAUUAUUCUCUACCCUUUUAUUGUUGCCACCAUUGUCUGUGCUUCUGUUUUUGCAGUCUUCACACACCUGCCUUCUGCAUCAAGUACAAGGCUUUUGCCCUGGGUAUUUGCUUUGUUAGUAGCCCUCUUCCCAGUGACAUACCUGUUGGAAGGGCAGGUAAGAGCCAAAAACAUUGGAGAAGAUGAAGAAGCAGACAGGUUCUCUACUAUGUUGGCUGUUGAAGGGGCAAGGCUAUCUCUUCUUGGACUGUAUGCCAUGCUAUUCAUGGUAAUCGCUUUAGAGAUCAAGUUUGAGCUAGCGUCACUUUUGCAUGGGAAAACCGUUGACAAAGGUGUUGCUUCCAAUCAGCCUGGUCGAAACCCUGGCUUCCCACCCAGAUUGAGAUUGACUCAGCAACGGAGGACAUCAGCACCGCCCUCCUUCUCAAUUAAGAGGUUGGCAGCAGAAGCUGCUUGGAUGCCUGCGGUGGGAAAUGUCUCUACUGUACUGUGCUUCACCAUCUGCCUGUUACUGAACAUGCAUCUCACUGGUGGCUCAAACCGUGCAAUAUUUUUCCUUGCCCCGAUUCUAUUGCUUCUCAACCAGGACUCGGAUAUUUUUGCAGGUUUUGGUGAUAGACAACGAUAUUUCCCUGUAACGCUGGCCAUCUCUGGUUACUUGGUGCUGACUGCUUUGUACAGGAUAUGGGAGGAAGCCUGGCAUGGGAAUGCAGGAUGGGGGCUUGAGAUUGGGGGACCUGGUUGGUUUUUUGCUGUAAAAAAUGUUGCUUUGCUUGUCCUCACUCUACCCAAUCACAUCCUUUUCAACCGGUUUAUGUGGGAUUUUGUGAAGCAGACAGACACCAUGCUGCUGCUGACCAUGCCUCUUAAUCUGCCGUCUAUUAUGAUGACAGAUAUUGUCACUAUCAGGGUUUUGGGGUUACUAGGCAUAAUCUAUUCCUUAGCACAAUACCUUGUGUCGAGGCAGAUAAGGAUUGCAGGCAUGAAGUAUAUAUGAAGCAGAAUUGAUAGGUUGCAGGGAUUAUGAGUUGUCUGUUCUCAAGUUUGUUUCCUUGUUGGGUUUCAGAUUAAGCAUACUGAGUUUUCACACCGAAAGAGUUUAAACAAUGACAUUAGUUACUGUAUCGCCAGGCUGUUGCCUGCAGUGAAACAUUGAGCCCAACAUUUUGUGGACUAUAAUUUAAUCAGAGUUUCAGACAAGGCCAUUGCUGUGACUCCUAAAAUUAGUGAGAAGAGUGCAUCUUUGUACAUCCAAAAUUCACAGGUGAGUUGCUUGCGGACAAUUGAAGUGUGUAAUUGCUAUGCGGUGUUAUUCUCCUUUCUCUGAGGUAGCAGCAACUACAAAUGGUUGAUUUCCCUUCCAAUAUGUCAAUCAUCUCGGUAAUAUUUUGCAUCAACUGACUUAAUAGAUUUUCAGACAGCUUGUGUUUUAAUGUCUUGAGUGCAUUUCUUAUGCAAGUUAUACAUCUCUUAACAAGUCUGACUGGUUUGGAUUC
Dioscorea cayenensis subsp. rotundata (Guinea yam) is the source of this 3907-nucleotide messenger RNA. RefSeq lists its product as uncharacterized. The transcript is spliced from 4 exons. Lineage: Eukaryota; Viridiplantae; Streptophyta; Magnoliopsida; Dioscoreales; Dioscoreaceae. The coding region runs from base 112 to 3408 and encodes 1098 amino acids. The record is from RefSeq and is a predicted model, not a curated record.